This is a messenger RNA of Colius striatus (speckled mousebird), 3291 nucleotides long. It is a transcript of the gene AJM1, whose product is annotated as apical junction component 1 homolog. NCBI's taxonomy places the organism in Eukaryota, Metazoa, Chordata, Aves, Coliiformes, Coliidae. The coding region runs from base 1 to 3255 and encodes 1084 amino acids. Gene Ontology annotation, biological process: cell-cell junction organization. Gene Ontology annotation, cellular component: apical junction complex; plasma membrane. The transcript has a single exon. The record is from RefSeq and is a predicted model, not a curated record.
AUGACACGAACAGACCCACCUGACAUCCUGGUGUCUACGGUGUACCAAGACAUAAAGGUGGCCGCAGCAGCCCCCAGGGAUUCGAUCGUCCGCCAGCCCCUGGCACGAUGUGACGCCCCCAUGUCCUCGUCCCUGCCCCGCGAGCCGCAGCCCUUCAACAAGCGCCACUGCAGGAGCUUCGACUUCCUCGAGUCGCUGGACGAGCCGCUGGGCACGACCCCGGCCAUGGAGCGGCCGCGCCCGCGCCCCGGCACCCCGGAGCCCACGCCGGGCCCCCCGGGCAGGCGCGCGCCGCCGCCGCAGCCGGACGCUCCCGGCGGCAGAGCCCCCGCGGCCCGGAGCGAGCCCAAGCGCCGCGCCCGCUCCAAGAGCGCGCCGCGGGUCAAGGCCACCUUCACCCCGGUGCCCAUCAGCGUGUCGGCGUCGCCGCCGCCGGCCCGGCGCGGGCGGGAGGCGCUGCGGGCGCUGCGGGAGCCGUCGCGCCUCGAGCCGUCCCCGCGCCGGGAGGCGCAGCCCUCGCUGCGGGCGCUGGCUAACGAGGUGCAUCCCAUCAAGCUGCAGCCGCAGCGCAGCAGCGUCAGCCGCAUCUCCCCGCUCUGCCUGGGAGGCGGCAACUGCUUCGAGGAGGGGCCGGGCGUCAAGGUGGGCGCCAGCCCCCACGUCAAGUGCCGGGUGGACAUCAAGCCGGACGAGGCGGUGCUGGUGCACGCGGCGCGCAGCCUGCGGGCGGCGCAGAGCCGGCCGGAGCCGCCGCGCUGGCCCCGCACGCCCGGGGCCGCCCGCAGCCUGGCGGUGCCGGGGAGCAGGCAGGCGCCCGCGUCCCGCACGCCCACCCCCAGCGACUCCUACAGCGGGGAUCCCCCGCUCCUGCCCUACCCCGGCGAGUACUACGAGGCGGACCCGCGGGCGCUGGCGUACCAGACGGUGCCGGUGCCGGCCUCGCGGGAGUUCAGGGAGUACCCCGAGAGGGGCUGCAUGACCUUCUCGGCUCCCGGCGUCCCCGCCAAGUUCUUCUACGCGGAGGAGCCGGCGCGGUGCCCCAGCCCUGCCGUGCCCCUCCGCAGCACCGGCUACGCCAGCUACCCCUACCCCGGCCGCCACGCCAGCCUCCAGCACUUUUACCCCGAGGAGCCGGCCAAAGCCGCCGUCCACACGAUGCCGCCGCGGACGUUGUACGUGGAGGAGCCGCGGGGGUACCCGGUGCAGGAGGCGCCCGCCCGCGCCUUCUACGGGGACGAGCCCCGCUUCUACCCGCCCCGCGGCACCCCCGUCAAAGCCCUUUACGCCGACGACGCGCGGACGUACCCGGCCCUCGGCUCCUCCGCCCGGCUCUUCUACGCCGAGGACUACGGGAAGUACCGGGAGCGGGAGAUGCUGUCGCGGACGUGCCCCCCGCCCCGCAGCACUCAGCCCUUGCAUUUCGGCGACUGGUACGGCGCCGAGCGCGCCACGCUGCCCUACCAGAGCCUGCAAGUGUCGCGCUUCGCCCCGCAGCCGGCCGGCCGCGAGGCCAUGGUCUCCUCCUGGCACGCCAGCUACGGCGUGUCGCCCCCGCGCCUGGGCAGGGAGAGCCAGCACUACUCCAAAUCCUGGGAUAACAUCCUGGCGCCGGCGGCACGCCGGGACGAGGCCCUGCAGCGCGGGCGCAGCUACGAGAACCUGCUCGCCCACGAGCAGCACCGUGCCUUAUCCCCCGAGGAGCGCCGGCAGCCCGUGGUCAUCAACCUGUCGAGCUCGCCCAAGCGCUACGCCGCCCUGUCCCUCUCGGAGAGCUCCAUCCUGGAGCGGGUGCACGCCGACGGCGGCCGCGGCGCCCCGGGCCGCUCCUGGUACGUCACGCCGGAGAUCACCAUCACCGACAACGACAUCCGCGCCGACGGGCUGGGCAGGAGCGAGCGGCGCGCCGCCAGCUGGGACGUGCUGGACGGCGGCAGGGAGCGCGGCCCCUACGCCGUGCCCUGCGCCCCGCAGCCCGGCCCCAGGGACGGCGGCUCCGGGCGCCAGCGCAGCCUGGAGCAGCUGGAUGAGCUCAUCACCGACCUCGUCAUCGACUACAAGCCGGCGCCGGGCCACCGCGCCGGCGACAGGGACAGCCUGGCCGAGCAGCUCAAGCAGCUGCUGAGCAGCGGCGCCCCGGGGUCUGCCCGGCGGGGCGAGGGCAGGAGGGGUCCCCCCGGCGUGCCCGACGGUCUCCGGCCCACCAAGGAGCAGCCGGGCCCCAGCUCCCGCGCCGCCGCCGCCCCGCGCCCCACUCCCACCCCACCACCGCCCGCGGGCACCUUCGAGAAGUCUCCGGAGAACUGCUCGCCGGACCUGAGCGCGGAGGAGGACGACAUGAUGAUGUGCUCCAACGCCAAGUGCCGGCGGACAGAGACCAUGUUCAACGCCUGCCUCUACUUCAAGUCGUGCCACAGCUGCUACACCUACUACUGCUCCCGGCACUGCCGCCGCGAGGACUGGGACACGCACAAGGAGAGCUGCGUGUACGGGCGCGUGGGCAGCGUCUGCCGCCACGUGCUGCAGUUCUGCCGCGAGAACGGCGAGGUGCACAAGGCCUUCUCGCGCAUCGCCAAGGUGGGCUACCUGUCCCGAGGCCGCGGCGUGCUCUUCCUGGGCUUCCCCAACGCCGGCUCGGCAGAGAACUUCCUGCAGUUCGGGUUGGAGAGCCUCCUGAUGUCCCCCACCUACCUGUCCCUGCGGGAGCUGGAGAGCUACUCGGAUAACCUGGGGGAAUACGCCCGGGAGCUGCGGGAGACGGGCAACCAGUACGACCCCAACGAAUGUUUCCUCCUGAAUGUAACCGUGGCCGUCACCCAAAAAGUGCCAGAGAGGCCGUCACCGAAGACGCAGGUGCCGACGGUCAGGAAAUACGCCAAGGUGGCCUUAGCCUCCUCCAGCCCCGAGAAGAAGAUCCUGAAGAAGGAGAGGGACAUGGAGACGCUGAUCCUGACGCCGCCGCCCGGCACGGCGGACAUCGACAAGGAGGGGGAGGAAGGGCGCAAGGCGAGGGAGGUUUGUUUCAUCAACAUCCAGCGGGAGCUGCGCAUCCGCGGCGUCUUCCUGCGCCACGAGUUCCCGGCCGUCUACGAGCAGCUCUGCGACUUCGUGGAGAGCAACAAGCGCUUCACCCCCACCACCAUCUACCCCAUCGACAAGAGGACGGGCAAACAGUUCAUGUGCAUGAUCAUGGCAGCCUCGGAGCCCCGCACCCUGGACUGGGUGGCCAGCCCCAACCUCCUGGAUGAUAUCAUGUGAACGUGGGGUGGGCACGACCCCCCCCUCCCCCGGGAC